Molecule: messenger RNA, 2543 nt
Organism: Trichogramma pretiosum
Lineage: Eukaryota; Metazoa; Arthropoda; Insecta; Hymenoptera; Trichogrammatidae
Gene: Ets98B
Product: hybrid signal transduction histidine kinase G-like
Exons: 7
Coding region: 158-2293 (711 amino acids)
Biological process (GO): cell differentiation; regulation of transcription by RNA polymerase II
Cellular component (GO): nucleus
Molecular function (GO): DNA-binding transcription factor activity, RNA polymerase II-specific; sequence-specific DNA binding
Source: RefSeq, a predicted model, not a curated record
GACCAGUGCGCGCGCGUACAAAAAGUUAUUGAAUUACUCUCGUUCGCAAGCUCGAAGCGAGACGCGCGAGCUUUUGAUCUCGAGUGCGCGUGUAUAUGGUGACUUCGUCCACGGAGAUCGUCAACCCUACGAAGCUGCAGUGACACACGGAUCCAAAAUGCCGCAAACGGUACCGCAAGUGGCAGCGGCGAGCUUCUCGCCGGCCUUCGACUACAGCGCCUUCCAGUUCGAUCUGUCCCUGCUGUCGGACGAUUACUCCAACAGCAGCAGAGGAGGAGGAGGAGGUGGGUUAAAACCUCCACCGCUGACGAUGCACAUCAAGCAGGAGGCUCGCUCGCCGAGGCCGGGCUCGCCGCCGAUCUAUCACCCGAGCAGCGGCACACCCUACAAUUGUUUAAGCGCCGGUGGUGGCGAGCAGCUGUCGCCCGGCUACUCUCACAACGCCUCGCCGGCCUACCCGACGAGUCCCUAUUACGUGCCCCAGAGUCCGCAGAGUGCCCAGCUGUAUCCGACGAGUCCGGAGCCGGCGAGCACCACCACGACCAACAGCAAUGGUACAAUUUUAUCCGCGUCGUUGCAAACGCAGACGUCUUGCCCAGCCAAGCAGCCCAUCAAGAGGGAGAAGAGCUUCGAUUUGCUCAGCAUACUGCACGAGUCCAGACUGCUGGCCGAGAGUCUGGGCUACAAGGAGGAGUCGACGGACUGCACGGUCCCCUGCACGCCGCCCCGCACCGAGGAGGACAUCUACAACAGCCUCGACGCCGAUUUCUUCCCGAACAAAAAGUCCGCCACUACCUCCGCCGACGCUGCUACGGCGACAGCGGCGGCCGACGCGAAUCCGCUGCUCAAGGAGAUUCUCUUCAAAGACAGCAACAACGCGUCGACGAACGCCUGCCUGUCGCCCACGAUAAGCUCGUCCUGCUGCGUGUCCUCGUCCGCGUCGUCGCCCUGUUCCUCGUCCGCCUCGAUCGCCUCGUCGCCGGCGCCCCUGCAAGUGCUCGAUUACGAAAAGUCGUCGCUCCGAGAUCUGUUGUUUUGUAACAAUAACAACAACAACGUCAACAACAAUAAUAAUAAUAAUCACAACAACAACAACAACAACAACAACAACAACAACAACAACAAUAGCAAUAAAAAUAACAACAGCAAUCGCAACGUCAAGGAGGAGGAGGCGACGAAGCAGCAGACCAAGGACGAUCAUCAAUUGCUGCGCGAAGUACUGAGGGACAUGAGCUUUCAACGCAAGUACAACCUCCGGCCGGUCGAUUUACCCGGUACCACGAUCACGAGUAACAACAACAACAGCGGCAACGGAUACGCGGACGAAGAGAUGCCGCAGCAGCAGCAGCAGCAGAACGUCGUCGAGUCGAACGAGUGCGUCGGCGACCUGGCCCGGGAACAGAUCGAGCCCGUGCUCAGCCUGGCGAUACAGCAGCUCCAGAAGGAUUUCGACAAUACGUGCGUGGCCCUUGGAAUACAUCCCGAGCCACGACACUGGAGCGCGGCGGACGUCGUGGCGUGGGUGCACUGGGCCAAGAAGCAGCUGCAGCUGCCGACGAUGCCGCUCGAGAGCUUCAACGGUAUCGACGGCGCCACUCUGGCCUCCUUCAGCGAGGAGGACUUUUGUCAGAGAGCUCCGCAGUGCGGCAGUAUGCUACACGCCCAACUGGAGAUCUGGAAGGCGGCGGUGGAGGAGACGCCCCGCAACUCCGGGGCGCUGGUCACGUCCUGGCCGGCGACGAAUCCCGGCCAGGGAUUGAUGCAGCAGCAGCAGUCGCCGCCAACGUCGUCGUCGUCGUCGUCGGACCCGACGAGAAAUUCGCCCAAUUCGGUCGGCAGUAGCAGCAGUGCGCCGAGUAGCGUCAAGGACGUGGCCAAUCUGACGGAUGACGAGGACGAGGAUCAGCCGAUAGCCACGAGUUGUACCAACAACAACAACAACAACAACAAUAGCACAUCGUCGGGUAGUCCGAGCACAGGUAGCGGCGGCGGUGGCAACAAAAUCCGCAGCAGCGGCUCGCACAUCCACCUGUGGCAGUUCCUCAAGGAGCUGCUGCUGAAUCCCGAGCUCCACGGCACCUGCAUCCGAUGGAUCGAUCGCAGCAAGGGCGUCUUCAAGAUCGAGGACUCGGUGCGCGUGGCGCGGCUCUGGGGCCGGCGCAAGAAUCGCCCGGCGAUGAACUACGACAAGCUGAGCCGGAGCAUAAGGCAGUACUACAAGAAAGGAAUCAUGAAGAAGACCGAGCGCAGCCAGAGGCUAGUCUACCAGUUUUGCCAUCCCUAUAUUUUGUAAAUAUGAUGAUAUGUAUAUUUUAAAUACGCUACUUUUACGCCUGUGAAUGCGCGCGUUUGUGUGUCCUUAAUUGCGGAUAAAACUUUCGGAGUCGAUCUCCUUCGAAUCGUUAUAAAAAAAAAAAAAACUAGAAAACGACUCCGAGAGGUGCCGAUCUUUUUCGCUCGAUAUCGCAGCUUCACUGUCCCUCAAAGCUCCGAUCCGAGAAGGAGAAAAUUCAAGUUGAAAAUAAAAAAGUAUAGACGCUCCA